AUGGCCGAGAUCGAGGGAAGAGGAGUGGAUCCGCCGAAUCAAAUUAUAGAGGGAGAAGUCAAUCUCGAUCGUACUUCGCACGUCGAACGGGAAGAUACUCGAACCUCUGCUCCUCUUCCCGAUCCUCGUGUCUACGGAAGAGAAGAAGUCGAUCUUCGUAUCACCAAGGACCAUCGCCCUGCGCCUUCUCACAAGGUCGACGAGUUCCAGGUUAUUUCUAAGGACCGUACCCAUCAUCACCAGCAGCAGCAGGACUAUCGCGUUCCAGAGGUAGAACUCUCGCGUCAACGGUACCGUGAACCCACUUCUCGUUACGAACCUCAACCUCAACCUCAUCAGCCCGUCUACGACCAAGCUCUCGAGGCCCAACUCGACAUCACUGAACGUGAAUAUCGUCGUCGCACAGAUCCUGUCUACGAAGUCAAUAACUCGUACGACCGUCGCUCCCAGGCUCCCGUAGACUCCUACCAAGGCUACCAGUCCUCCAACACCACCGACGUCUCGUACCAGCGGUCCAAGACCGAUUACGACGUCUCUUACGACAAGGCCUUCGCUCCUAAGCCUCUUGAGACUUACAAGGCCGCCUCCUUCAGCCGCGAACACUCUGUAGAGUCUGUUCCUGCUCGCCCUUCCCCUGCCUCUUCGAUCUCUCAAGUUAAGGUUCUCAAGCCUUACACCGCUAUCGAUCAACCCCCAGCUCGCAAAAUGGGUUACUACGACGACGACGGUAACUACCACUCCUUCCGCCGUGGUGUGGAGCGUGCUGUCGACCGCAUCACGCAUCCCUUCCACCACAACCAUCAUCAUCAUGACCACGAUCGUGAGGAAGUCAUCGCUGACGAACGUGGCCCAGUUCGUUACCGUGAAGGUGUCCGUGAGGACGUCCGCAUCGUCGAGCCUCGCAGCACCGGCAACAAGAAUGCCGAGUCCGUCCCCAUCCCCUGCCACUUCAUCCGCAUCGGCGACAUCCUGAUCCUGCAGGGCCGCCCCUGCCAGGUCAUCCGGAUCUCCGUCUCGCCCCAGACUGGCCAGCACCGCUACCUCGGUGUCGACCUCUUCACCCGCCAGCUGCAGGAGGAGUCCAGCUUCGUUUCCAACCCCUCUCCCUCCGUGGUGGUCCAGACCAUGAUCGGUCCCGUCUACAAGACCUACCGCAUCCUGGACCUCCACGAGGACAACACCAUCACCGCCAUGACCGAGUCCGGUGAUGUCAGACAGGCUCUUCCCGUCGUUAGUCAGGGCCAGCUCUUCCGCAAGAUCCGUGAUGCCUUCUCCGAGGGCCGUGGUAGCGUCCGUGCUCUCGUCAUCAACGAUGGUGGCCGUGAGCUUGUCGUCGACUACAAGGUCAUCCACGGUUCCCGCCUGUAA
This is a messenger RNA of Aspergillus clavatus NRRL 1, 1368 nucleotides long. It is a transcript of the gene hexA, whose product is annotated as putative Woronin body protein HexA. Bases 1 to 1368 code for a protein of 455 amino acids. NCBI's taxonomy places the organism in Eukaryota, Fungi, Ascomycota, Eurotiomycetes, Eurotiales, Aspergillaceae. Gene Ontology annotation, molecular function: ribosome binding; RNA binding; translation elongation factor activity. Gene Ontology annotation, biological process: positive regulation of translational elongation. The transcript has 3 exons. The record is from RefSeq and is a predicted model, not a curated record.